GACUAAAGAUUUCAUGAAUGAAUUACCAUUAUGUACACAUAUUAUUAUAUGCCUAGAUAAUUUUUAAAACGUUUGCUUUUGAAUUUCAAGAAAACUUCAAAUAUAUUUUGUCCCUUCAUGCCUAGGCUGAGGCAAAUAAGACCUCCUAACGCGAUUCACGAUAUGUAUGGUUGGAGUAAAAUAAUUUUUUCUUAAUUAUUUGUAUACACAUCGAUUGAUACAUUAUAUUUCCAAGAUAUUUUCUUCCAUUGGACGUAUGUUCUUGAUAAUAAAUUAUGACAUUAUGCACCAAUAUGGGUUUUGGUGCAGUGGAUGGGGCUGCUCCACCCUUAAUCAGAGGUCGAAGUUCAACUCUGGGUAUGGAAAAAACUUUGUUGGGAGCGCUAACCCCGGAUGGGGUCCUAUUCGGUGCUAAUCCGAAUUAGUAGGACUCCAAUACGACUAUCGGACACCGGAUGAAAACCAACAAAAAAAUAAAUGAUUACAUUAUGCAUACGCUUGCUGAUAAGCUGCCAAUAUUUUACUAAGAAAUAGUAGUUAGUUGCCUUCUUAUCUUUUUCAUUUCUUUUCUUUUUUUGUAGGGUAGGGGGUGGUGUCUGUGUGGGGUAGGUGGGUGAGUGUUCGUUUUACAUCUAUUCUAUUUAUUUAUCUACUUGCAGGGAAGUUUCUGAAGGACUAAACACAGAAAAACAAAUGGAUCUUAAGCUUGGUUUUUGUAUUCUCUCCCUAAAUCUCCUAAUUCUGCUGGUUGCUUAUGGAACAGAAGCUAGGAAAAUGCUUGAAGGGAACCUACAGGGCAAAAGAUUGAACCUCCCAAUUCCAGAUGAUGUACAAAAGACUUGUAUAUACAAUAACCAAGGAGAAAAAGCUCAGCAAGGCAAUACGGUUCAUUUAUCAUCGCAUAGUAUGGUUCUUGAAGAAAAGGUUGAUAAUUAUAUAAGGAUGUACAAUAACCAAGAAGAAAAUACUCAGCAAACUAUACAAGAAGUGAGCGAUAAACAAGGAGCAAACAAUUAUCAGCAAGCAAAAAAAGAGAAUGCACAUCUUUUGAUUAAUGACAAACAAGGAGAAAAUAAGCAUCAGCAAGCAACAACUGAGAAGACACAUAUCCAUUCAUCAUCCCAUAUGGAUCAUAUAGAUCCUUCUCUAAGAGUUUUCUUCCUUAUGGAUGAUCUAAAACAAGGGAAAGUAGUGACUGUUUCUUUCCCGAGAAGGGAUCUUUCUUCUUCUCAGAGUUUCUUGCUCAGAGAAGAAGCCGAUUCCAUUCCAUUUUCACGAAAGGAACUCCCUAACCUCCUUCAGCGUUUCUCAUUCUCUCGAAACUCCCCACAGGGGAAAGCAAUGGAAGACACACUGAGAGAAUGUGAAGCCCCACCUAUAACGGGAGAGACAAAGUACUGUGCCACAUCUGUAGAGGCAAUGCUUGAUUUUGUUCAAGGAAUCAUGGGAGAAAAAAAACAAUUCAAAGCUCUGUCGACUAUUCAUUUCUCAAACUCAACUCCCCCGCUUCAGAAGUAUACUAUUUUGGAUGCUCCACAAGAAGUAGCAGCUCCCAAGAUGGUGGCAUGUCAUACCAUGCCUUAUGCUUAUCCGAUUUUUUACUGUCAUCACACAAUUAGCAAGAGCAAGGUGUUCAAGGUUUCAUUAGGUGGUGAAAAUGAUGAUAGAGUGGAAGCAAUUGCGGUUUGUCAUUUGGAUACCUCUGACUGGAGUCCAUCUCAUGCCUCUUUUCGAUUGCUCGGAGUAUUACUAGGAACGUGCCCUAUCUGUCACUUUUUUCCAUCAGAUCAUCUAGUGUGGGUUCCAAAAAUCGACACUGCACAAGUGAUUUGAACGAACAGUCUCUGCUGUUGUAGCAUGUAUGUGUACUAGUUUCUUGUAUCCUUUCUGUUCCAGUGUACCUCUUGUUUAACUUUCUUUCUAGUAGUGAGAUCUUAAGAAAACAAUAAGAAUUUCUGGCAA
Capsicum annuum is the source of this 1962-nucleotide messenger RNA. RefSeq names its product BURP domain protein USPL1. Bases 694 to 1833 code for a protein of 379 amino acids. The record is from RefSeq and is a predicted model, not a curated record. Lineage: Eukaryota; Viridiplantae; Streptophyta; Magnoliopsida; Solanales; Solanaceae. The transcript has 2 exons.